GUACUCGUCGCCGUCAUCAGCUCAGCUUCACACUUAUAAAUAACGACUUUCGGCGCCAUUUCGACUCAUGCUAUUCGCGCGCGCAAUCAAAUGGUGGAAAUGGCUGAACACCAAUCUCUCCUCCUCCUACUCUUAUUCCUCUUCACUCUGAUCUCCGGCAUCGAGUCCGCUCGACCGGCGUUCGCUUGCGGGGGGCCGGCGACCGCGGCGAUGCGAUUCUGCCAUCGAAAUCUACCCAUAAAGGUUCGCGUUAGAGAUCUAAUCGGACGGCUGACUUUGGAGGAGAAGGCACGGCUGCUGGUUAACAACGCGGAGGCUGUUCCGCGGCUGGGAAUCGGUGGAUAUGAGUGGUGGUCGGAGGCUCUCCACGGCGUUUCCGACACUGGGCCGGGGGUGAAAUUCGGCGGCGAUUUUCCCGGCGCCACCAGUUUCCCUCAGGUCAUCUUAACUGCUGCCUCCUUCAAUGCCUCGCUCUGGAAGCAAAUCGGAAGGGUUGUGUCCACAGAAGGGCGGGCCAUGUAUAACGGGGGGCGGGCCGGGCUUACGUACUGGAGCCCCAAUGUGAACAUAUAUCGCGAUCCUCGUUGGGGCCGCGGCCAAGAGACUCCGGGAGAGGAUCCAACUCUCUCUGCUAAAUACGCCGCUAGCUACGUACGCGGUCUCCAACAACCCACCGCGGCCGCAGCCGGCUUUCUUCGCCUCAAAGUCGCCGCCUGCUGCAAGCACCACACCGCCUAUGAUCUCGACAAGUGGCACGGCAUCGACCGCUUCCACUUCAGUGCUAAGGUGAGUAAGCAGGACAUGGAGGACACAUUUGAGGUGCCAUUCAAGGCCUGUGUGGUGCAAGGGAAGGCGGCGAGCAUCAUGUGCUCUUAUAAUCAAGUCAAUGGAAUCCCCACUUGUGCCGACCCAAAUCUUCUUCGUAAUACUAUCCGAACACAAUGGGGUCUCAGCGGAUAUAUUGUAUCGGAUUGUGACUCCGUUGGCGUCCUCUACAACUACCAGCACUAUACAGCCACUCCAGAAGACGCCGUGGCUGUUACAAUCAAAGCUGGACUGGAUCUAGACUGCGGCCCAUUUUUCGCCCUGUACUUGGGAAGCGCGAUCCAGCAAGGCAAGCUCAACAUAUCUGACGUGGACAACGCGCUGGCGAACACUCUGACUGUACAAAUGAGGCUCAGAAUGUUCGAUGGCGACCCUUCUUCACAACCUUACGGCAAUCUCGGCCCAAAGGACGUCUGUACCCCUGCCCACCAAUCCCUUGCCCUCGAUACGGCCCGCCAAGGCAUCGUCCUCCUCAAAAACCAGGGCCGCACACUUCCACUCCGCCCUUCCAAUCUCCGCUCCGUCGCCGUCAUCGGCCCUAACUCAGACGUCACCCAAACCAUGAUCGGAAACUAUGCCGGCAAACCGUGCGGCUAUAUAACGCCAUUACAAGGAAUAAAUCGCUACGUCAGAACUGUUCAUCAGCCGGGCUGCAUCGAUGUUGCAUGUUCCGGUCCGAAUCAGCCUAUCGAUUCGGCCGUGAACGCCGCCGGGCAGGCCGACGCCGUCAUCGUUUUUGUUGGGCUCGACCAGUCAGUGGAGUCCGAGGGAUUAGACCGCGAAAACCUCCUCCUCCCCGGCAGGCAACCGGAGCUUGUUCAGAAAGCAGCCGCCGCCUCCCACGGCCCUGUCAUCGUCGUUCUGAUCUCCGGCGGCUCCUUAGAUAUCUCCUUCGCCCGCGAUGACCCGCGGGUAUCUGCAAUUGUUUGGGCGGGUUAUCCAGGCCAAUCGGGCGGACAGGCCAUCGCAGACGUCCUUUUUGGAGCAUAUAAUCCCGGGGGAAGAUUGCCGAUGACGUGGUAUCCUCAACAGUUUUCUGAUAAAGUCGCGAUGACCGAUAUGGGUAUGCGGCCGGACCCGGCCCGAGGAUACCCGGGCCGGUCCUAUAGAUUCUAUACCGGACCAGUAGUUUACCCCUUCGGUCACGGCCUCAGUUACUCCAAAUUUGCUUAUGCCAUCGCGCACGCUCCGGCCGAGUUCGCCGUAAGAAUUGACGGCAGCUUUCAGACUGCUGUUGCGAACUCAAGUGAUUCCGUCCGGGCCGUUCAGGUCAGUCAAGCCCGAUGUAGCGAAUUAAUCGUACCCGUCCACGUGGAUAUCACGAACCAUGGAGAUUUGGAUGGGGUCCAUUCCGUACUGAUUUAUUCGACGAGGCCAAUAGGUGCAGAGACAUGGGUCCCACGACGGCAGCUCGUGUCGUUCGAAAAGGUACACGUGGCGUCCGGAGAAACAACUCGCAUGAAAUUGGGUGUGGACGUGUGCGCGGGAUUAAGCUUCGCUGAUGAUGAUGGGAUUAGAAGAAUUGCAAUCGGCGAUCAUAACUUAGAAAUCGGCGAUCUAACUCACAAGAUCUCGCUCCACGCCGAAAUUAUUCCGGCGUAGGCUAAAAUGAAAAAAAUGUGAAAUUGGAACAUUGUUUACAAAUAAAGGUGCGAUUAAAAAUCUCAAGAAAAAAAGAAUAUUUAUUUCAGAUGCAAAGAUUAAAAGAAAAUAAUUAUUCAUUGUAUGUAUCUUGAAACAAUA
This is a messenger RNA of Phalaenopsis equestris, 2568 nucleotides long. RefSeq names its product probable beta-D-xylosidase 2. The transcript has 7 exons. The coding region runs from base 91 to 2427 and encodes 778 amino acids. Gene Ontology annotation, cellular component: plant-type cell wall. Gene Ontology annotation, molecular function: alpha-L-arabinofuranosidase activity; xylan 1,4-beta-xylosidase activity. Gene Ontology annotation, biological process: xylan catabolic process; arabinan catabolic process. The record is from RefSeq and is a predicted model, not a curated record. NCBI's taxonomy places the organism in Eukaryota, Viridiplantae, Streptophyta, Magnoliopsida, Asparagales, Orchidaceae.